CUCCCAAUUCACAGUUGCAACUCUACAAAUUUUCAUCCCCCUUUCGAUUACCGUUCGUGUGGAUUCCAUUAAAGAUGGAAUAAGUGCAGGACAAUGAAAAUCAUUGUGACGGGAAUUAACUAUCGUGAAGAAAUUUUAAAAGAGUAUAUUUAUAUCGGAAGAAAUUCCAUCUCCCGGCAUAUCAUUCUACUUCGACCAUAUUUUCUCAGGGUUUAUUGAAAGAUUAUCAUGUUCCUGUUACGAAAUUAGACCAGAGGGAUCACCAAUCAGGUCUCGCAGAUUUGCAACGUGCUGAAGAAUCAUUAGGAUAACAUAUUUAAAACUGACCGAGAAGAUAGGAAAGAUCACAAGUUAUUAACCUAAUAACAAUCUUUGUGCAGAUUAAUGAGGAUACGGGGUUACCUAAAUGAGAAAAAAAUCACAAUGCCCCACAGCUCUAAUCUAUUACGAAUAUUAUUGAUUCUACUUAUUUUUCAUAAAAAAGCAUCCAGAGGAAUCGAGUGUUAUCAAUGCAGAAGCGACAAGAACGAUGAGUGCACCAGGGAUAAUGCAGACAUCAAGUAUCUUCAAAAUUGUCCAGAUUCCUGUAAUUACUGUCGAAAAUCCACGAAUCAAUAUUAUUUUACCGAUUCAUCGGAGCUAAUAGUUAUAAGAGAAUGCGCAAAAUUAUGGACAGAGGGAAAGGAAUGUUAUCGUGGAAGGUAUACACGCGACAGUUUUCAGUAUAUAUGUGAAUGCAGAGGUUCCGGUUGCAAUCGGUCCUCCACUUCCGUAUCCAGUUUCUAUCAUAUUAUUAUAUUCCGUCUCCUUCCAUUUACUUUAUUACCGUAUUCGUUUCUAUAGCAGAAUUAUUAUCAGCGCGUGAUCGCCGUAAUUAAGAGUAACGCUAUGAAUAAUUAAAUAUACGAGAUCGUAAUGAGGCAUUGAAAAAUUGUUUAUUAAAAAAAAUUAUAAAUCAUUAAAAGCCUAGGAUGUUG
Cephus cinctus (wheat stem sawfly) is the source of this 977-nucleotide messenger RNA. RefSeq lists its product as uncharacterized. Bases 385 to 843 code for a protein of 152 amino acids. Gene Ontology annotation, biological process: sleep; regulation of synaptic transmission, cholinergic; positive regulation of voltage-gated potassium channel activity. The transcript has 5 exons. Lineage: Eukaryota; Metazoa; Arthropoda; Insecta; Hymenoptera; Cephidae. The record is from RefSeq and is a predicted model, not a curated record.